UUACAACUAGGUUAACCUAGAUUAUACAAUAACAAGAUUUUAUCGUGUUUGAAUUAUUUGAUAUAUAUACCUAUAUAUAUAUUUACCCUUGCCACAGCGAGACAAUAUAAGCAGAUUAAAAAAGAAAGCAAGAAAGAAAAAGCAAUAUUCAAGUUUUUUGGAAUUAGGUAAGCCAUGGGGAUACGCGAUCUUAUCAGAAAGAAAGAUCAACUAGACGGUGGUCAUGGCGGCGUAGAUCGCGAAACCCUAGAUAGACUCGCCGGACCCGAGUUUACGUUCAUACGUUCGGACACGACCACUCAAGAGAUUAUCCAUCCUCCAAGCUACCCGAGAAACUCUAGUGGUGAGAACAAUUACCUAACUGCUAAGGACGCCGCACCGUCCCCUACGAAGACGCGACGGAGCCUCGACGUCUUUAGGCCGCGAUCGCGGGGCAGCAGUACAUCCUCGGUCCAGAACGAUGGCUCCUCGCGGAAUCACUCCAGCGGCCACCACCGCCUAUCACAGCGUCUGCAUCUAUCCAAAGCCCCGCCUACGUCCGAUUACGUGCCCGAAAAUCUACCGCAAAUCAACGUCUCCGCCGAAGAUGGAUCGGGUGGCGGCCCAGGAGUCGGAGGGGCGGGCGUAGACAAGGACGCAUACGAGGGACAAUGGGAGAAGAGAGCGACUAUACUGGCCGAAGCAAACGAGAGGGGACAACGCCGGACUACCAGAUCCCCUGGUGUUGUCGUGUCGCCGUCUCGGUCGCCGUCUCCUUCGCUACGACUGCACGAUGACGGAGGAAGAGGAAACGGGCCCGGAAACGGAUACAAGACGGACGACGUCGUCUCUUUAAAAGCGAUAGACGAUAGCAUUCAGGAAGCUAUCCGAUUGCACGAGGAGGGGGAGCUCAACCAGUCUACGCGACUGUUUGGGCGUCUGGCCGAUCCCCAGGGCGCAAAUAACCCCUUGAGCCAGGUUCUUUACGGUCUUGCGCUGAGGCACGGCUGGGGUUGCGAUCCAGACCCCGAACGAGCUAUCACCUACCUGUCGGCGGCGGCGUCCAACGCGGCAGCAGUCGAGAGCAUGGCGCUACAAGCGGGCCUGAAGAAGGGAGGUGCCGCAAAGGGAGAACUCGUCUUAGCCAUAUUCGAAUUGGCGAAUUGCUUUCGCCACGGCUGGGGCAUACCACGAGAUCCAGUCGCUGCUAAACAGUACUACGAGACAGCGGCCAACCUUGGAGAUACUGAUGCCAUGAACGAAGUUGCUUGGUGCUAUCUAGAGGGUUUUGGGUGUAAGAAAGACAAGUAUGCUGCUGCAAGGUAUUACCGGCUGGCGGAGGAGAACGGCAACAAAACCCUGGGAAAUACAUGGAUUUGGAAGGACAAGUAUAAUCCUACGAACUCCAAGAAGAAAUAAGCAGUAUCCCCGUUUUGGAGCGACGAUUAAUUACGUACUAUAGGCUUGGAGAGAUGGAGAUGGAACUCACUAUUCGUCAGUUGGAUAUGUACUAUGUAGUACCUCCAGCCCGUGUAGCCGCUAUCACGGUAUCCUAGCUCAAUGAAUACGGGUUCCUCAGCAGUAGGCACCGAGACAAGUACUCGCAAACAUGACGAUAGAACGAGCGAAUCCGCCUCGGCGACGAGAGAGCGGAAAUAGGUGGUUUUAAUUCUUAUUUGUCCUUAUUUACUUUCGCUUCAUUCGCGGGUUUUCCUUUAGGGGCCACAG
Molecule: messenger RNA, 1707 nt
Organism: Daldinia caldariorum
Lineage: Eukaryota; Fungi; Ascomycota; Sordariomycetes; Xylariales; Hypoxylaceae
Product: HCP-like protein
Exons: 6
Coding region: 175-1398 (407 amino acids)
Molecular function (GO): protein binding
Source: RefSeq, a predicted model, not a curated record